Messenger RNA from Bacillus rossius redtenbacheri, 2961 nucleotides. RefSeq names its product protein Abitram. The transcript has 3 exons. Gene Ontology annotation, cellular component: nucleus; lamellipodium; filopodium tip. The record is from RefSeq and is a predicted model, not a curated record. Gene Ontology annotation, molecular function: actin monomer binding; actin filament binding. Gene Ontology annotation, biological process: regulation of filopodium assembly; dendrite morphogenesis; regulation of actin filament polymerization. Lineage: Eukaryota; Metazoa; Arthropoda; Insecta; Phasmatodea; Bacillidae. Bases 459 to 1073 code for a protein of 204 amino acids.
UUUAAAAACUCGACAAUUGUUAGGUGUAAAGUAAAUAUAGAAUAAAAAUUAGCAUGCAAGCUUAUCUCCUAGUCGUUAAAUAGCUUACGUCAAUGUUUUUCGCAGAGUAAAAAUAAAUUUGCAGUACUAGAGACGUUUCCGUACUUACUCUGAAAACAGAGUUAAUAAAUUCCUACUAGUUUUUUGAGAAUUCACCGCCGCCAUUAAUUGUGUGCCCGAGUCGGUUUGUGUGUUGGUUUUAGUGAACUUUAUUCAAAUAUUGUGAAUGGACCAUUAGAUAAGAACAGAUUCUCAAAAUUUCUUGGUACAUGUAAUGAUGCAUUUAAGGAAUUAAACCAGUGCUUGCAAAAGGAGUACGAAGACAAAAGGGAAGCAAACCACGUGAAGGCUCUUCAGAUGCGAGAAAGGAAGUUGGGCAAAGCUAAAGCAUCCCCAGUCUCUUGAACCCACGAGUGAACAUGACCGGGACGCAGCAGUUCAACGGCAAGGUGGUGGAGGUCCCCCCAAUUGAAGAUACGGUGGACAAGGACGCAAUAUACCAGACAGUGACGGAGCGGUACUUUGUCCCCCGCUAUUGUGUGGACCCCAACGGAAGGCAGGGUGAGGACCUGUGUGUCUUGUACCACUCUAACAAGAUCUGCCUGGUGACCCUGGCUCCAUCGCACCCAGUCGUGAGUGAGCAGAAGCGCGUGGUGAAGGUGGACUUCGACGUGUCUGGCAAGUUGAAUCGGCUGGAGAACAAGGCGACAGGGAAGGGUAAGAAAGGGGCCCAGUUCCUGCAGGCGAUGUCGGUACUGUGCGUGGUCGAGUGUGACGACGGGAGCAGGUACAAGGUGUUCAGCUGCCUCACGGGGAAGCUGGUCGAGGUGAACGAGCGGCUGGUCGAACAGCCGCAGCUGGUGGCAGAGAGGCCACAGUCCGAGGGCUUCGUUGCCAUCGUGCUGCCCAACUUCAAGAACUGGGAGCAGCAGCGAAACGGGCUUCUGACCGAGGCACAGUACCAGGAACACUUACGUUCACGACCAAGUAGACUGAAUAAUACCCCAGCACAAGGUGAGAGCAGCGACCAGUGAUUCAAAUGAACUGCAGAGCUCAGUUUCGCUGUUCCAAAAAUGGGUGUGGUAUGAGAUGGUGCUACUAUGUUUGGUAUUAGUAAAUUUAAAAAUUAAAUUUAUUAAAAAUUAAAUUUUAAGUUUUUGAAUAGUGAGGGCUGGCAUUUUAAUCAACGAUUAUAAAUAACUCUUACUCCCAUAGUUUUAUUUAAACUAAUAGUUCUAAUGUUUUGUUUAUUUAUGUAGUGCCUGUAUUGAUGUGGUAUGAUUUUAAUUUAAGAAUUUUCACAUAUGAACAGCAUUUUUAGUUGAUUUGGGGUCCUUUUUUCUGAUUUUAACUUAAAAAAGAUUUCCAUUCCUUCCAAACGAGGGAAAAUUGUAAUAAAUCUAUGGUAUUGCAAAUAAAUUUUAUCUAUUAACAAACUAUUAACUGUGCAAAUAAAACUAUAUGAGCAAGAGUUGUGUAUUAGGGUUUUGGUAAAAUCAGAUUAGCCCUCUGAUCUGGACUUUUUUUUAACACCAUUCAGUUAGUGAGUUCUCAAAGCAGUCUGUAUACUGAUGAUAUUUAUCUGGUUCUAUAGCACAAUGUAAAUAGCAAUUAGAAAUCAACAAUUAAUUGUAAAUAGAGUUGGACUGAGAGUCAAAAAAUUUGAGUCUAGCAAGUAGCUUUAGCUUGACUGCAGUUUUUUAAACUAUAUUGGACAAGUGCAACAACAAACAUAUCACUUGUGACUAAUGUGCAAAUCUUUUACAGCAUUUGCAUCAUUAUUUAUGAUUUCCUUCUCGUAACAGUUGUUUAAAGUAUGGCAAUGUUACGUACGUUUGUAACACAGAAAAUAAACUUUAAGAAAACAUAUUUUAAUGUUUUCCAAGUACUUUUUGCUACUGUGUGUCAGUAGUAUUGAUGUUCGGCACCAGGGUAGCAAAAACCAAAAAAGUGAUAUGUUUUGUAGUUGUAUCCUCAUAUAUUUGAUUAUUCAAAAUUCUAAUAGCUUAAGUUUUGUUUUUUAUUUGAGACUAUAAUGCAAGUUGCAUUUAGUAAUUACAUUUUUAGUAGGCUCACAUAAGUAUUAUGUAAUACAUUCUAAUGUAACAAAACCAACCUUUCACUUUUCUGCUGAAAAGUGAAACAUACUGAAUAUUUGUCUAAGGAACAAUGAUUAACUACAGUAGAACCCCGAUUUAACGAAGUGCUACGGUUACCGAAAAUGUUUACUCUAAAUCGAUGUUUCGUUAAAUCCGAUUUACCGAUUUUCAAUAACCCCCGCACUCAUUAUCGCGUCCCUACGUUUCCAUAUCGUAAACAGGGUCGACGCUGAUAUCUUGUGCUGCCGUGCUAUCUCAGACUUCGUCAACUUUCCAUCUGCAACGUUUUUGAUCUCGCUCGUACGGCCCCCGGUUCGUACGUACACCUCGCUCGUACGUACAGAUUUUCAGAAACCGUGAAAAAUGAGGCAUUAAAUUUAAAAAAAAUGUUAAAAAUAUGAAAAGUGUAAGAAAUACGUUAGUUUAUUAAAAUACAGUCGCAACCUGCAGCGUUUAUAACAAAUACGAGCUACAUACACAUUGCGUCACAGUAAAAAAUGGCCGCAAAUUGAUGGAAAUUUACCGUCAGCGCGUCGUACGCGGAGAAAGGUCAUUGUACUCGAUCAGCUGCUGUUACGGCGCGGCGUAGCCGCCGGCUGACUUCUUUGUUCGCUGAGCUGCGCAGCACUUAUAAAAAACGUAUUCCAAAAACUAAACACCGCGCACAAAGCUCUUACUGAGAAUAUAUAGAGCUGUAGCAAACCGUAUGUAUUCGGUACUGAGUAACGGGUGCGCCAUCUAGUAACGAGUAACGAAACGUUACACACGGCUGCAUCUCGUUACUCACAUUUUUCGUAUGUUUUACGCAUGCGCGCGCGUAUUU